UCUCCUUCCACGCGUGGGUCUCCAAUGACGCAGUCCAGCAAUGCGCCUUCAUAUUUCUCUGACUCCAGAGUCCCAACUCUCACAAAUACAUACACGGGCAGAGAGAGAGCAAAACAUGCAGAACCAGAACCAGAGCCAGAUCCAGAACUCUUUCGUGCAGCGCGGAGCCUCCAGCAGCAGCAGCAGCAGCUUGGCGAAGUUGAGCGGAGGAAGCAUGAGUCCACUCAGCGUGACCGCCAUCAGCCUCGCAGCCUUGCUGGUCCUCGUCACCCCACUCUGCCACAGUGCUCCAGCAGAGCUUCAGCAAGCCACAGCAGAUCAGAGGCAGCUUCUCAGCCAGAUGGAUGCUGCUUGCUCCUCUUUUUUCUCCGCAGACCUCAAGUUUGCUCUCAGCGAGGUGUCCGAUGUCUUGGGGGAAAUUUGCAUCCUGAUGCUGGUUCAGAAGUCAAAGGAGCUUAAAGGGCGAGGAAAUAACAAAAGGAACCCUAUACAGCCUCUCCUGCAUCUGGUUUCUCAUCUGCAUACCCGAAGCGAGAGAGGACUGUCAGUGCAAGCUGAACUUCAGGGACCCGCUGGAAUCCAGAGCAGAGGCUAUUUUCUCUAUCGACCACGAAAUGGAAGAAGAGAUUUAGAAUACAAGUAGCAGAAAGUUUGAGCAGACCACAGGACCCGCCGGCUGCUGCGGCUGCAAUGGACCACCCAGUGACCAGGACUCCACAGCCCUCUGACACUGCUGUUUACUGAAUGUACACCCACAAUAUAAUAAUAAUACUAAUAAUAAUAAAAGCAC
Molecule: messenger RNA, 790 nt
Organism: Dunckerocampus dactyliophorus (ringed pipefish)
Lineage: Eukaryota; Metazoa; Chordata; Actinopteri; Syngnathiformes; Syngnathidae
Gene: nmu
Product: neuromedin U
Exons: 9
Coding region: 41-643 (200 amino acids)
Biological process (GO): regulation of smooth muscle contraction
Molecular function (GO): neuromedin U receptor binding
Source: RefSeq, a predicted model, not a curated record